AUGAUAUUGACGAGCUCCAAAUUUUCUUUUCCCAGAAGCUCAAGUGAGAAAAGUUUCCUGUAUGACAUUGUUGCAAAUGGACGAAAUAGAAUUGAUGUUGACAAAUGUGAUUAUAUUGCACGUGAUUGUCGAGCUUGUGGUCUUGGAUGCAACUUUGAGUUUCAGAGGUUAAUGGAGACCAUGCGGGUUUUGGAUAAUGAGAUUUGUUAUCGUGCGAAGGACUAUCUUACAAUCCACAAGUUGUUUGCCACUCGGGCUGAUCUGUAUAGAACAGUUUAUACACAUCUAAAAGUAAAGGCAAUGGAGCUUAUGGUGGUUGAUGCACUUGUGAAAGCAAAUGAUUUUUUGCAGAUUUCAGAUACCAUUCAAGAUCCAGCUUAA
This is a messenger RNA of Vicia faba (fava bean), 381 nucleotides long. The record is from the annotation of a GenBank genome assembly. NCBI's taxonomy places the organism in Eukaryota, Viridiplantae, Streptophyta, Magnoliopsida, Fabales, Fabaceae.